Haliotis rubra (blacklip abalone) is the source of this 2755-nucleotide messenger RNA. Its product is annotated as glutamate receptor ionotropic, kainate 5-like. The coding region runs from base 385 to 2646 and encodes 753 amino acids. Lineage: Eukaryota; Metazoa; Mollusca; Gastropoda; Lepetellida; Haliotidae. Gene Ontology annotation, cellular component: membrane. The transcript has 12 exons. The record is from RefSeq and is a predicted model, not a curated record. Gene Ontology annotation, molecular function: glutamate-gated receptor activity.
AGACGGUCGCAUGUUUUGGAUCGCUGUGCCAGAGCAGCCGCCAAUACAAAAUACGAUUGAAAGACGUCAUGGUGUUUCAUAGACUCUAUCCAAGGAAUACAACACUGUACACGCGACCCUCUGGUGGGAUCAUUGCGUGAGCAGCAAAUGAGUGACACAGUGGACUAGUUUCGGAAUGUUGGAUACAAUAUUAGUUCACUCAUGCAGAAUUAACUCAACACUAUCAGAAUGCAUGAAUAGCAAAAAAGAACGUUCUCGAAUGCUUUGGGAACAUAUGUAUAUUGAACAAUACAUCACACAAAGUAGGCACAUUUGCUAUGUGACAGCUUAACCUAACUUGAGCACUACAAUGGAUCGGUGUUUUAUUUAUAGGUUGGAAUAUACAUGAACUUCAUGGUGGACUUUGCUGCCAGCAAGACUCGUGUAAUGGGAGUUCCUAUGGGGAUGUUGAGCGUUGCGGCACUGGUCGUUCUUUGUGCUUCCUCUGCUACUUCUGGUGUUGAUAUAGGUAUUAUUGAGAGCCACGACGUUGAUGAAAUGCAUAUGAAAGCAGCGCUGAACAAUAUAACUACGGUGCGAUUCACACGAAUAAUCGUUCCCCUUGAACAACCCUUUGUCCUCGUUAGGAACGAUGUAUUGAACAUAAUAAAUAGUCUACCGGUUCUUCUGGCACCUAUGGACACGUGUAGCACUAUCCAGAUCUUACUCCGUCGUUACGGACACAAGAGGAAGAGGGUCACGUGUUUCCGACCGAAUCCACAGCCAGAAGAAGAGGUCUUCCUCUCCCCCGCGCUACUCUUCAGUCCGAGUAUCAUAACUGUUAUACAACGUCUGAGGUGGUCAGCGGUCAUCGUGAUGGGCGAUAACAGCAAUGAGGCGUGGAGCAUAUCUAAAGAACUUACAGCAAGAGGGUUACUUUGUCUCACCAUUACAUAUAAUGAGUCGGAUUCAAAUGCUGUCAUACACGAUAGGAUUAUGAACUCAACUACAACUGACAGAGGAUUUCCAUGGAAUUACCUGUUGUUUGGUUCCGACAAAGGCGUUCACGUCGUGUUACAAGAGGCUGCUAAGUUCGACGUCCUGAACAAACGUCGAAGCGACAUGCGUUCGACCUCCCAGUGGCUGGUGGUGAUGCAGCAGCGUGACCUGGAGUUGUUCCACACCGACAGCUGGCUCGACAAUGUCGCCGUCAUGGCGUACCCCAACAUCUCCGCUGAUUGGCCCACCAUGAGUGACAAGACUUGCUGGGGUGACAUAUACACCCUGAUGUAUCGUGACGUGGGCGACGGUCACGUCAGUCGACGUCUAGCGCACGUGGGAAAGUUCAACUGCAGCGGCUACGUCUACAACUACUCCCAACUUCUUCCAAACCUGGAAUACGGCUUCAACGGCAGGCUCUUUGUAGCAUCCACAAUGAGGUGGGCUCCCUUCACGUUUGUAAAGAACAUAUCUGGGGAGCUGACCUUCGAGGGUCUGUGUGUGGAUAUGCUGCAUGAGUUAUCCCUGAGACUCAACUUCACGUACAGAGUCAAGUACCCGAUUGACGGGGAGUGGGGCCAAGAGAUAGCACCGGGACUGUGGACUGGAAUGGUCGGGGAGCUUCAGAACAAUCAAAUUGACCUAACAGUGGCGGCACUGACCAUCUCGUCAUCUCGUCUGAAAGUGAUGGACUUCACCUACCCGUUUGGGUACGAUAAGGGUGUGGGCGUGUACCGCAUCCCGAGUGCGGAGUCCACCCAAUGGAAGAUCCUGUUCUUUCCUUUCACGUGGCAAGUACACAUGUGUAUGGCCAUUGCCUUUGUGUUCUCGGUGACUCUACUCUACUGUCUCCAGUGGGCCAACAGACACAAGCCGAAGACCGGCGUGGAUUUGGGAGACACCACACUACUGAUCUGGGGAAUGUUUAUACGAUACAGCUACGACGUGAAAUCGACAUCCCUAGCAACCAGCUUCUUCAUCAGCUUCGUAUGGCUGUUUGGUACCGUCACUACUGCUAUUUACUGCGGAAACAUGAUGGCAUUCUUUGCGGUAUCCAAGGAAACACUGCCUUUCCGUACAAUACCGGAAGUAGCUGCUCAAAGCGAGUACAAAUGGGGCACACAAGGGGGCUCGUUUUGGGUGAAUAUAUUCGAGUUUGGUAAAUCCAGUGAUUAUAAAGCAAUAUGGAGCGGAAUUAGAACCUUCAACCAAACGGACCCAACUGUACUCCACACGGAUGAAUAUUUGCACCGCAGAAAGGUUGAGGCUGGCAAAUACAUAUUUUUUGUGGAAGCGGACAUGUUAAAGGGCUGGGCCCGUGAAAACUGUGACUUGAGGUUGCUGGAGGAUUCCGUUUAUCAAGUACGAUAUGGAAUAGGAUUGCCGAUUGACUCUCCUUACACGAAACUUUUCUCUGAACAGUUAGUGUCAUUCUCCGAAGAAGGUUUGUUUGUGGCCUGGAAGAAAAAAUGGUGGCGAGGAGAGGAUGCAUGUUCGGAUGGGAAGAAAAUGGCAACACGAGCCAUGACGCUGGGGGACCUGCAGAGUGCGUUCUAUAUCCUGGUGAUUGGUAUCUUCAUGGCGUUCACCGCCGUCAUGGGAGAAAGGGUGGUACAGUGUAGACGGCGAUGUCAGUCGGGAGGUAUACCACAACAUCCUGAUUCAUAGUAUCCGUCUCUUCUUCUUGGAAUGAGUGAGUGAGUGGGUUUUGUUUUACGCCGCACUUAGCAGUCAUCCUGCUAAAUGGCGGCGGUCUGUAAAUAAUCGAGUCUGGACC